Molecule: messenger RNA, 2237 nt
Organism: Polistes canadensis
Lineage: Eukaryota; Metazoa; Arthropoda; Insecta; Hymenoptera; Vespidae
Gene: Unc-115a
Product: actin-binding LIM protein 2-like
Biological process (GO): lamellipodium assembly
Cellular component (GO): actin cytoskeleton
Molecular function (GO): actin filament binding
Source: RefSeq, a predicted model, not a curated record
UUGCAGUGUGUUAUUAUUAUCAUUAUCGAGGCCUCCCAUAUUUUCUUUUCGUUUUUUUUUUUCUUUUCGUACAACUCUCUCGAGUGUAGUUACGUAACCGAAUAAAAAGAUACAAUGAAGUCAAAAACAACAGAGAAUUUUAUUGCUAGUGAAAGCAACGGGGUUAAGAAGGAACAAACUAUGGAAGAGACCACCACCACCAAGCAAAAACAAUUGAAAAAGGGGAAAACAUUUUGCCAGUCUUGUAAGAAGAAGUGCAGCGGGGAGGUGCUAAGGGUACAAGACAAGUACUUUCACAUAAGUUGUUUCAAAUGCGCACAAUGCAAUGCCAGUUUAGCACAGGGUGGAUUCUUUGCUCGGGAAGGUUCCUAUUAUUGUACCAAGGAUUAUCGAGAACGUUGGGGUACAAAAUGUGCCGGUUGCGGGGAAUACGUGGAAGGUGACGUGGUAACAGCCGGAGAGAAACACGCAUUUCAUCCGAAUUGUUUUCACUGUCAAAGAUGCAGACAACCGUUGCUUGGGCAAGGAACGAAAGUAUCUCUCGUACAAGGUCAAGCUUUAUGUCAUCGAUGCGUUGGUAUCCCUGUACGAGAAGCUUCAACACCAGUGGGGAAUAUUGGUGGUACUCGAGGAUCAUCUGGUGAUGCCACCAGUGACCCUGGUGCUUGUGCUGGCUGCGGAAACCAAUUGCGAGAAGGUCAAGCUUUGGUUGCUCUCGAUCGUCAAUGGCACGUUUGGUGUUUCAAAUGUCACAGUUGUGACACCGUUCUACAUGGCGAAUAUAUGGGAAAAGACGGCGUGCCUUACUGCGAGAAAGAUUAUCAGAAACAAUUUGGGGUGAAGUGUGCUUAUUGUAAUCGUUACAUAAGCGGCAAGGUACUCCAAGCUGGUGAUAAUCAUCAUUUUCAUCCAACUUGUGCGCGUUGCACCAAAUGCGGUGACCCAUUUGGCGACGGUGAAGAAAUGUAUUUGCAAGGUGCAGCCAUUUGGCAUCCUCGUUGUGGUCCAGGACCAACUGGACCCAAUGGUAUUGUCAAUGGACAUGGGGAAGGUGCUCACACUCCCCAACACAGAGAAUCCGAGAGAAUUUCCAGUAGCGCCUCGGAAAUGCAGUUUUCAUUGCGGUCACGCACGCCAAGCCUGAACGGAUCACUAUGCAGCCCUUACAGCAGUCUCAGUCGCAAGUAUUAUCCUGCACGAACCGGCAGUCCUGGAUUGAUCCUGAGAGAAUACGGAAGAGGAGGACCCGAAGAUGUUUCUAGGAUUUACACUUAUUCUUAUUUGACUGAAACACCAAGUCAAGGAUAUCUGAGACGUCCGAUACAACCCUACGACAAACCACCGACGAGCCCACAUUUUCAUAGACCCAGUUCAUCUCGUUCGAUAAGAAGUAGCGGAGGACGUAGUAGCAGAUCAGGAAUGAGAGCACUGGUCGAUGCUCUGAGCGAAACUCGACCAAAGUCACCUGCUGCUGGAAGUCAGGUUGACAAUGACGAACCAAUCGAAUUGGCACAUUAUCCGGAUGCUAUGAAACCUCCGCCUGGUGCACAACCACCAAUAGAAAGAGAUGAUUUUCCAGCUCCACCUUAUCCUUACACAGAUCCUGAAAGACGUAGACGAUGGUCAGAUACUUACAAGGGGGUACCCGCAUCGGAUGACGAGGACGAGGUAGAUAACAAGAUGUAUAUCAAAGAAGUUGAACAAAAAUUGAAGAAAGAACAGGACGAGUUGAGUAAGAUUGACACUGGAAUAGCUAAAGUAUUCCUACAGGAUCGUGAAAAGGAUCGGGAAAAUUUAAGACACAAAGCUGCCAACGUUGAUCCAAGAAAUGCUUCAAGAACACCAUCAGCUGCAAGGGAACCAACUUAUAGGCUACGAUACGAGAGUCCUGUUGGAGCAUCACCAUCGAGAAACAUAGAUCACGCACGACCGUGGGAAGACGACGAUGGUUUUAGUUACAAAUCGAGUGGGCCCAGUUACAACGUUGGAAGGUCAUCGGCGCGUUCCCCGGCUCCCAGAAACUAUCCACCCCUUGGUACUCAACGCGCCUUCACUCUUCCAAACGCCACUAGGCACUAUCAUUCGGGUGAUUAUUCGUUCAGUGGGAUGGGGGACAAGACGCACAGCACUGAUUUCUCAUCCGGCAAAUCAGAUAUAUCGACAGGCAGCAUCACGGAUGUGGAUCGACGGGCAUUGGUAUGUACCACAGCCCCAUACUACUCCCGGCGAAUUAGCAU